Molecule: messenger RNA, 1801 nt
Organism: Cylas formicarius (sweet potato weevil)
Lineage: Eukaryota; Metazoa; Arthropoda; Insecta; Coleoptera; Brentidae
Product: juvenile hormone esterase-like
Exons: 9
Coding region: 22-1647 (541 amino acids)
Source: RefSeq, a predicted model, not a curated record
UUGAAUGCUACGAAAUUAACAAUGUAUCAUUCACUACCAAUAAUUGCUUUAUUCGCUGCAGCCGUGAACGCAGGUCUUUUGAUCGACCUUCCGCACGGCACUAUUCAAGGUUCGGAAAUAAAGAAUGAAAAUCACACUUACUACGCUUACCGGGGUAUUCCGUUUGCUUUACCUCCUCUAGGAAAUCUAAGAUUCCAGGCUCCAAUCCCCAAUGAGCCAUGGAACGGGGUUUUGAAUGCUACGGAAAUGAAAAGUUGUUGUGUACAAAUGGAUUCCGUUGGAAAUCCGGAUAGGUUCAGCGAAGACUGCUUACAUAUUAAUGUUUAUACGCCAGCACGAAACAUUUCCGAGAAGUUGCCAGUUAUGUUAUGGAUAUAUGGAGGGGGAUUCUUGUUCGGGUGCGCAUCAGAUAUCAUUUUUGGACCAUACCCUCUUGUGGACGAAGACGUUAUAGUGGUUACUUUCAAUUAUCGUCUGGGGGUAUUGGGGUUCCUCUCCACAGAAGACAAAGUGGUUUUGGGCAACGCCGCACUGAAGGACCAGCUGCUCGCUAUGAAAUGGACUCAGAAAAACAUUGAAUACUUCGGUGGGGAUCCUGAAAAAGUUACCUUAUUUGGUCAAAGUGCCGGAGGUAUAUCCGUUGGAGCUCAUAUCGUCAAUAAGAAAUCAGCUGGACUGUAUAGGGCUGCGAUCUGUCAAAGUGGUUGUUCAUUGACAAACUUAGCACAGUUAACACAACCCAAUCCCAGGAAAGCCGCUUAUGAUAUUGCGAGAUCCGUUAAUCCAUCCAUUUCGGAGGAAAAUACGACCGACGAGGUCGUUGAUUUCCUGCAAAGUCUGCCAGUCGAUGUCUUGGUGGAUGCAUUUAAAACAAAUCCCAUAGUGGGACCAAUAGUAGAAAUAGAAGACGAAAACGCCUACGUCACAGACCUUAGCUUCGGGCUCUUGGAAUCAGGCAAUUUCAAUCAGGUUCCGUGUAUAAUCGGUACUACUUCCGCUGAAUCUCUUGGUAUGGUAGGAUCAACACUCGUAUUGCUUCUAACCAGCGCUGCAACAUUCGAUUCGGGCACUACGGUAGUACCUUCAAAUCUAAAGCCUCUGCCUUUAACGAAUCUAGACGAGGUGGCAUCUUUGAUAAAAAAGUCAUACACCGGCGGUUUGCCAUUUCUGACAAAUCUUACAGGAUUCGUUGAGUACGGAAGCGAUCUAGCGUUUGUAAAAUCAUCCCUGAAACAAGCUGAAGUUCAAUCUAGUUAUUCGCCCGUAUACUUUUAUCAGUUUUCCUACUCCGGUAGCAUCAGCAAAGUGCUGCAUAUUGAGGUUGAAGGAGCUGGAAACGUAGGUCACACUGAAGACUUGUACUAUCUUUUCAAUGUGAUGGAUUUUCAAUUGACUUCCCAAGAAGAGUUGCUCACCAGAAGUAGAAUGAAGAAGCUUUGGACUAAUUUCGCGAAAUCUCUCAAUCCCACGCCGGACCCAUCGGAUCCCCUGCUCAAUGUAACAUGGCCACAAGUUUCCGGAACGAAUAUUCCGUAUCUAGAUAUAGACAAGAUCCUCGAAGUUAAACCCGGCAAAAAGAAGGUGGAAAUGGCUAUGUGGGACUACGUUUACUACACUUACGGGGAGCAACCUUUCGUAGGAUUCUGAAUAUUUAGAAACGUUUGUUGUUCUUAGAUCAUAUUUUCUAUGAAGAUCUGUAGUUUUACCAAUACUACAUAAUAAUUUAGAAGAAAUAAAAUAAAAUACGUGCAAAAAUUGCGUAGAGUGUCAAAUUCCGACUAAUAAAAAAUAAAUAACUCAU